Molecule: messenger RNA, 3417 nt
Organism: Oncorhynchus keta (chum salmon)
Lineage: Eukaryota; Metazoa; Chordata; Actinopteri; Salmoniformes; Salmonidae
Product: collagen alpha-1(VI) chain-like
Exons: 26
Coding region: 212-2935 (907 amino acids)
Source: RefSeq, a predicted model, not a curated record
AGGAUUGUGUGGGGUGUAAACUGUAUGAGAUGGGAGGAUACUUUGCAGGUGAGCCCCACCCUCUCCUGUUGCACAGACUGCUAGCAGAGAGAGAAGCAAACACACCUGGACAACCCAAAUCUGUGGGAUAUUCACAUUUGAACACAUAUGCAAAAAAGAGAAAGGUUCUCCUGAAGUCCCUUCUCCCCUGCGUCUCCAGGGGGCCUCUACCAUGAUGAAGCUGACCGGUGCUAUUCUACUUCUCUCGUUGGUGACGCUAGUCCACGGUGCCUGCUCUCUCAAUGGGAGGAACAGAGGAGACCUCUAUGACUGCCCAGCGGAUGUGUACAUUGUUCUGGACACCUCAGAGAGUGUGGCACUGAGGGCCAAGCCCUACGGCUCCUUUGUUGAUCAGAUCAAGCAGUUUGCCCUGGACUUUGUGGACCAGCUCAAUACUAGAUACUACAGCUGUGAGCGUAACCUGACGUGGAGUGUGGGAGUGCUGCACUACAGUGAUGAGGUAAAGGUGAUGAGGGAGCUGACCAGCACCAAGGAGGCCCAAGGAAGAGCUCAGCUGAAGAGAGCUAUACAGGACAUUCGCUACAUCGGCAAGGGAACCCACACCGACUGUGCCAUCUCCGUAGCAACUGGGCAGCUGAUGACAGGGAUCCUGUUUGACUCACACGUUCUGCUUCAUGGUUGUAUCUCUUUCUUCAACCCACAGCUCUCCCCUCUCCAUGGCAACAAGUACAUGGUGGUGGUGACAGAUGGCCACCCGCUGGACGGCUAUAAGGAGCCGUGUGGCGGGGUGGCAUACACUGUGUCUGAGGCCAGAGCCAUGAACAUUAACAUCUUCAGCGUGGCUAUACUCCACAUCACCUGUGCUGUUCGUUCGAGUGCAAGGUUCCCCUGGGAUCUCAAGGCCCUGCUGGUGCAGGAGGGGGCGCGGGGACUGCAGGUGACCAGGGGCCCCAAGGACACAGAGGAGAGAAGGGUGACCGUGGUCCUACUGGUGACAGAGGUCCAAGAGGACCAUCUGGACAAAAGGGGGACUCUGGGGUCAUGGGCCUGCCUGGUUGUAGAGGAGACGAGGGGGCAGAGGGAGAGAUGGGAACACCUGGGGAGCCAGGGGUUCCUGGAGUGUCUGGAGCCAACGGAGCCAAGGGGGAGCCUGGACCAAUCGGAGGACCUGGAAAUAAGGGUGACCAAGGAGACCAAGGGGACUUUGGACCGUCUGGAGCGCCAGGCACAGAGGUUUGGAACUCAGCUAGUUCUAGAAUCAAUACAUCACCCGGACCAGGACGAACACUGUCCACAUAAUCUGACACAGGAAGACACAUAUCUUACUAGAUCACUGAACAUCAGGGGGAGAGAGGGGACUGAGAGGUGCUCCAGGAAUAAGAGGUGGUCAGGGAGACGGGUGACACAGGCUCUGCUGGAGCACAGGGUCAUGAAGGUCAGGCUGGAGAUGUGGGUUCACAGGGUGUUAAGGGCCCCAGGGGGCCUCCAGGAGCACCAGGAGAUGCAGGGCCCAUUGGGAAAAGGGGUGAUGCUGGAACACAGGGAGAAGGCCAACCUGGAUAUCCAGGGUUCCAGAACAACCAGCCAGGUCGUGGAGGACUCCAGGGGCCAAAAGGAUACCCUGGUCUCACAGGAGAAAUAUCCCCAGGCCCAGUGGGCCAUCCGGGGCAGACCAUGCUGUGAACUGGCAUUCACAGAGUGUGAGUGUGGUCCGGUGAAGCUACUCUUUGUACUGGACAGUUCAGAGAGUGUUGGGCUGCAGAACUUCACCCUGGAAAAAGAGUUUAUAAUUCGAAUCAUCAACAAGAUUACCAAGUUCAGCAAAGACAAGAAGGAGCUAGGAUCACGAGUGGGUGUAGUUCAGUACAGCCAUGACGGCACCCAGGAGCUGGUAUCUAUGGAGGACCCCAAGAUCACCACAGUAGCACAGCUGAAAAGCUCUGUGAGAAACAUGCGCUGGAUUGCCGGUGGUACGUACACGGGAGAGGCGCUGGAUUUUGCCCGGCAGGCAUUCGGCAGCUCCCAGCUGGACCAAAAGGUGGCCAUAGUCUUGACAGACGGACGGUCAGACACCCGCCGGGACGCCAAACCGCUGUCCUCCCUCUGCUCUGUGCCCAAUAUAAGGGUGGUGGGCAUUGGCAUAGGUGACAUCUUCAGACGGGCGUCCUACGCCACCAUGCUGGAGGAGAUCACCUGUCUGGGCACAGCCUCACCUGGACUCUACCUGAAGAUUACAGACCACGUGCAACUGCUGGAGGACUCCUUCUUCAACAACGUUACUGGCUACAUCUGCCAAGAUAAGAAAUGUCCUGAUUACACCUGUCCAGCCAACUUCCAGGAAGCUACAGACAUAGUCUUCAUGUUGGACGGCUCCUCCAGUGUGGGCCAGGCCAACUUCUACAGAGCCAGAGAGUUUGUUGAGAACAUGGCCACCAGGCUGCUGUCACAGAACCGGGGAGGGCUGCUCCGCCUGUCCGUCAUGCAGUACAGCGAUGGGCAGCAGCAGAGAGUGGAGGUGCCCUUCACUGCCAGGGUUGAUGAUGUGCUAACGGGGCUAGCAGCUACGCUCUACAUGGACGGGGCCACCGACUUACCGGCUGCCCUGGCCUUCCUGACCUCCACCCUCCAGAGGGAGGGCCGCUCUGCUGUCCCCAGGAAAGUGGUGCUGUUCACGGACGGCAGGUCUGUGGCCUCUGCCCGGGCUGCUAUCCCCAGAGCUGCCGCCGCCGCUCUGGCAGAGAACACACAGCUGCUGGCCAUCACUGUGGGCGAGGGCUUUGACGAGGCGGGCGUGUGCCAGCUGGUGACGGGACAGGCGAACGGGUUUGAUUACCGCGUCGUGGAUAGUCGUGUCCACCGAGUGGCACUGUACAGUGACCUGGCCAGACGGGUGGUCAUGCAGAGCCUGGCUAGAAAGCUCUCUAAAGCUCUCUGAAGCUCUCCGAAGUUCUCUAAAGCUCUCUGAAGCUCUGUAAAACUAUCUCAAUCUCUCUGAAAUUCUCUAAAGCCAUGUAAAGCUCUCUAAAGCUUUCUGAAGCUCUGUAAAGCUUUCUGAAGCUAUGUAAAGCUCUCUGAAGCCCUGUAAAGCUUUCUGAAGCUCUCCAAAGCUCUGUAAAGCUCUCUGGAGCUCUCUAAUGCUCUUAAAGACCUCCCUACUACUGACAUGUCUAUGAAUUGUUCUGUUGUGCCAUGUAUUAGGCCAUUAAGAAAUUAGAUAGAUACAUUUUAUACUUUUGUGUUUUCCUUAUGUGUUUGAGGGCCUCCUGCUUUUCACGUGAAAUAAAAUGAAUAUGUUUGUCAUAAGAAGCACUUGGGUAGAUUAAUAAGCGUUACGCUGUAAGUUUGGUGAUAAGAUGAACAGUUUUCUUUUGCUCAAAUUUCUUGACAAAUAAAAUAUUGGACAAACUAACUCGCUAA